This is a messenger RNA of Cornus florida, 1476 nucleotides long. RefSeq lists its product as uncharacterized. Lineage: Eukaryota; Viridiplantae; Streptophyta; Magnoliopsida; Cornales; Cornaceae. The record is from RefSeq and is a predicted model, not a curated record. The coding region runs from base 169 to 1227 and encodes 352 amino acids. The transcript is spliced from 6 exons.
AGAACAUUCAGAGAAUCAUCCCCUGUUACUAGGUAUAGAAAUUGAGGACUGAGUACGUAUCACUCUUUAGAUUGGGUUGGACCAUUUUAAACUACACAACAACACAAAACAAAACGCAAUUCUCUUUUUCUCUCCUCUUUCUCUCUCUCUGUGUGUAAAUGACUAUCAAUGGCGGCGACUACUUCUACGCCCUUUCUCUAUCUCAUCUUAUCUAAUCCUCCACCUGUAAUGGACAAUAAGUCGAAAUUACAACAACCCAUGUUCUAUCCUCUCUUCUUCUUCACCUUCUGUCUCCUCUCCCUCUCCAUUCUCAUCUUCUCCCUCUACAAAAGACUCAAGAGAACAGAGCAACAAGCUUCGAACUCGAUUAUCGAAUGUCCUCUCUCGAAAAUUGUAGAUAAUACCCAACAAACCCAUGAAUCAAACCUCACCCAGUUGACCCAUUCGCUUCUUCUUGAGAUCUUACCAUCCAAUUCGCCCAAAUGGGAUACUCUGUUCAGUGAUGAGGGGUGUGGUGAACCGGUUCCAAAAGGGCCGGGUUUGGAUAGGGAAAGGGUUGAUUCGGGUGGGGAAGAUUGUGGGAAGAAGAGUAAGAAGAAGAAGAGAGCGAAGAAGAAGAGGUCUAAUUCGAACUCUGAAGACGGUGGCGAUGGGAGGUGUGUGGGGAAGGAGGGAUUGGGGGCGAAGGAGAAGCAAGAUUUGGUGUGUCUGUAUCCCUUUACGUCGUCGUCUAGUGUAACACAGAGGAAGAUCAAGCAACAAUAUGAUCAGCUUGUGAAGUCCCAUGAGGCUAAUGGCUUGACACUGGCUCAGGUUGGACAGUUUGUUAAUUGCUUGGUUGAGGCAAGAAAUGAGCUAAAGCACAAGUCUGAGGUCAUCCAACGGAAGUUCACAAUAACAAAGGCUCUACUAUUCAAGGCAGACAGGUCUUCAUUUGACCGUCUUCAUCAACAGAUAUAUAAGCUAGAAUUAGAACAGAAGAGAUUAGAAGAAGAUGCAUUUGUAUAUAACUGGCUCCAGCAACAGCUUAAGCUUUCGCCAGCAUACAAGAAGAUGCUUGAAAUUGGUGCCUGCAUGGCAUUGAAAGCCAAAUCUGGUGAGCUGAUGGAAAGCACAGAUAGCACAGAUACUGAGUUUGACGAAAUUUCAUUUGAAGAGUUACUAGCACAGGAGAAGAAAGAUUCUUUUUGGCAGAGAAAUGGCAAACCUAGAUCAUGCUCAGGCUGAUGGUCGGCGUUGCUUGCGAAUGUGCUAAUUGGUUUUACUAACAGCAGCAUUCACAAUCUAAUACCCCAAAUCAAGCGCCAUUUCUGCAAUUUUACAUGGCCAUAACAAUUUAUCCUCUUUUUGGGUUUUCCUGCCAAAAGCUAAGCUAAUCUGCCCAAGCAUAUGUCGAAGUAUAUUAUAUGCCAUAUUUUGUUCUCCUCUGAUUACUACAACAUGCUCAUCAUUCAAGUUGAUUUUUUAUUCUUUUUA